UCAGAUAGUCCUCUAUUUUAUAUGUGCCUUCCAGAACAUCUCUUGUGGUAUCCACUACUUGGCAUCUGUGUUCAUGACAGUGUCCCCCUACCAUACCUGCCGGCCUCCGGGCAACGUGAGUCAGGUUCUUUUCCACAAUGUCUCUAGUUGGAGGUUGGAGGACAUCUGGAUCCUGUUUUUCACAGGCCAUGAAGAUCAGAUUAUAGUGCAGCUACAGAACGGUGAGGUCUGGGAGCUCACAAGUUGUCACCGAUUCCGGAGGGAUGAAAAGUCUGGUUUGAACUCUGAUUAUAAUGGCCGGAAGAGCAGCUUUCCUUGUUUGGAUGGCUACAUCUAUGACAAGAGCAAGUGGGACAGCACCGUGGUGACUCAGUGGGAUCUGGUGUGUAACCGAGAAUGGUUUGCAAAGAUGGUCCAGCCCGUAUUUAUGUUGGGAGUCCUGCUGGGGGCAAUGAUUUUUGGCUACCUUUCUGACAGGCUAGGAAGACGGCUCGUCCUGUGGUCCACAAGCAUUGGCCUAUUUUUCUUCGGCAUAGCAGCGGCUUUCUCAUCUGAUUAUUACGGCUUCAUGAUCGCACGCUUUCUUCUAGCCAUGUCUGGAAGUGGCUAUCUCGUGGUGGUGUUUGUCUAUGUGACGGAAUUUAUUGGCAUGAAGUCUCGGACGUGGGCAUGCAUCCAGAUGCAUUCCUUUUUUGCCAUUGGAACAAUGGUGGUGGCUUUGACAGGCUACUUUGUCAGGACCUGGUGGACCUAUCAGAUAGUCCUCUCCACAGUGACUGUCCCCUUUGUCGUGUGCUGUUGGAUACUCCCAGAGACACCUUUUUGGCUUCUCUCAGAGGGAAGAUAUGAAGAAGCACAAAGAGUAGUUGAUGCGAUGGCCAAGUGGAAUAGGGCAAGCUCCUGUAAACUGUCAGAACUUUUGUCACUAGAUCUAAAUGGUCCUGUCGGUAAUGCACCCUUUGAAGUUAAGAAGCACAACCUAUUAGAUCUGUUUUAUGACUGGAAUGUUGGAACAAGGACAUUUAUUGUUUGGCUGAUUUGGUUCACUGGGUGUUUGGGAUUCUACUUCUUCUCCUUGAAUUCUGUUAAUUUAGGAGGCAAUGAAUAUUUAAACCUCUUCCUCAUGGGUGCAGUGGAAAUUCCUGCCUACGUCUUCAUAUGCUGGGGGAUGGACAGUAUAGGGAGAAGAAACAUUCUGGUCUUCUCCCUUAUCUCAGGAGCACUGCUCUGUGGUGUGGUUAUGGUGAUCCCCAAGGAUUACUUUGUUUGGACUGUGGUGGUGACUAUGGCUGGAAAAUUUGCCAUAGGGGCAUCGUUUGGCCUCAUUUACCUUUAUACGGCAGAGCUGUAUCCAACCAUGGUAAGGUCGCUGGCCGUGGGAAGCGGCAGCAUGGUGAGCCGUGUGGGAAGCAUCGUGGCCCCGUUCUGGGUUUCUCUCUCCAGCGCUUGGACCUUCCUACCACAGCUGCUGGUUGGGAUUUUGGCCUUCAUAAGUGGAGUGCUAUCGCUAAUGCUUCCAGAAACCAUGGGGAUGCCUCUGGCAACGACUUGGGAGGAGGCUGCCAAACAGGAUACAGAAAAAGAGAGUUCAGGCAAAUUAUUUCCCACAACCAAAAAUACUGUGUUGGAAAAAAUGGAAGUCAUUGACUCCGAGGUUUCUGGUCUUGGUGAAUAAAUGUGCUGUGUUUACUUUAAUGACUUCAUAUUAGAGGAAUAUUAUUCU
Messenger RNA from Leptonychotes weddellii (Weddell seal), 1723 nucleotides. The record is from RefSeq and is a predicted model, not a curated record. Lineage: Eukaryota; Metazoa; Chordata; Mammalia; Carnivora; Phocidae.